Molecule: messenger RNA, 1161 nt
Organism: Neurospora tetraspora
Lineage: Eukaryota; Fungi; Ascomycota; Sordariomycetes; Sordariales; Sordariaceae
Exons: 6
Coding region: 1-1161 (386 amino acids)
Source: RefSeq, a predicted model, not a curated record
AUGUCUCUGCAGAACACUGACUCAGCCAAUCAGACCAGCCCAGAAUCCGAGACUCACAUUACAACCGCCUUUGAAAUCACCAAACAACUACGUGAUGACCCCAAUGCCAAAACCGUAAUAGGCCCCAACACCAGACACCAUGACGAAGUAGACCAAGGAACACGCCCGUCGUAUAAGGAAGCCGAGCGUUACUCUCGCAAUGAACCACAGAAGCCAUCCUCUCCCAAACCCAAGGAGAGAUCCAAAUCCCCAUCCCGUUCGGAGGCCAGCAAGAACUCAAACCUCAAUCUCGACCCGUAUCCCAACCUCGACUACAUUGAUUCCGAGGAAGAACCAGCAAGUUAUGUUAACAUGCAAGUAACGGAUGCACCACAUGGCUAUCCUAUGCUCGCCCGCUUCAUCUCUUCUCACGAAGACGGCUACAUCUUCCGGGAGUUCCGCUACCUACAGUCCCGGACGCUCUUGCACAUGCAAGAUGAGCUUCGAGCCCUCGAAGUGCAGCUGCACAGGAUGGACCAGUUUGAUGCUAAACACAGGGCCACAUUUCUAAUGACGAGGGAGGUGGAUGAUGAUCGACUGGGGGCAAGGGGACGGUUGAUGGAAGAGAUUGCGGAGAAACUGAAGAAGUAUGGCGAACUCCUCACCAUGUCCAACGAUCUUGCCAACUUCGACCGACCAUCCCGCUUCGACCUGCAAAGUCUCGAUAACUUCUUCCGAGACAAAGAGCCGCUGGUUAGACACGAGCGAUACCUCGGGUGCCAGUCCGACAUGAUAACCCUCAAAGCAGGGAGAGAUGACGCCUGGCUUGAUCGGGUAAUCAUGCAGUUACUCGUCAAGUACAACUGUGCACCACUACGGUACAUCUUCGCCAACGCCCACACCAAGAGCCAUGCCGAUAGCAAGCACACACCAUUAAACCUCUUUUCCAUUGCCCGCGUCCACUUCCUCAAGAUGGUCAUUCUAAUCUUGCUCAUGCUCUGCCUGCUAUGCCUCCCUUUGGUUCCGCUUUAUUCCUGGACGCAGGGAGGCGCCGCGGUAACUGGACAGACGCUGGCCAAGAUCAUGGGCUCGAUCGUGGCGUGCGCGUUUGCAUUUGGUGUGGUGUUGAGUGUGUGUACGAGAGCGAAGAAGCAUGAGAUCUUUGGGAGUUGUGCUGCGUAA